Sphaerulina musiva SO2202 is the source of this 3491-nucleotide messenger RNA. RefSeq lists its product as uncharacterized. NCBI's taxonomy places the organism in Eukaryota, Fungi, Ascomycota, Dothideomycetes, Mycosphaerellales, Mycosphaerellaceae. The transcript has 2 exons. Bases 873 to 3017 code for a protein of 714 amino acids. The record is from RefSeq and is a predicted model, not a curated record.
ACGUCAACCGUGGCCUGCCAUGUAGUAGGUGGUAGGUGGUGGUAGGGACAGGAGACGCCAUAAUUACAUAAUUUUGGCAGCCAUUCAGGCCAACCACUUGGAAUCUGUGAUGCAAAUGCACUUCCUGGCACUCUCGACUCUGGUACAGCCGUACAAGCAUGGCACGGCACUGGGCGCCCAAUGCGGAUUGUUCACCUCACCAGACCCUGUGCCGCGUGUGAAGCGAAGAGCACGACUCAGGACCAAGCAUGGCCGAUGGGCCUAGGACGAGGGUGGCCCCGGAGGACGAAGUGUAUCAUGACGACCAAGCACCACAAGAGCCGGAUGUUGUUCCCUCCAGCACAAGAUGUUCGCAAAUCAACGCACAGUACUGGACUGGUACCACAGUGGAGGGAACGCAGCCAGAUGCAGGUACUGACUCAGAGGCUCACCAUCAAUGCACGGACAUCUGUCACUUAUCCGCUUUGAGCAUCGUUCAUGAAUCAUAGAACCGCUCAGCAUGCUCGAAUGAACGGGUAUGAUGCAGACCUACAUAUUCCUACAGCACGACCGAGUCAGCAAUGCUGCCCUGGAGGGCUCUUGGGGGCCUGCUGGGCUUGCACUCUUGGGCAUCGAGUGGCUUUAGCAAGUAUCGAUUCAAGCUGCAGACUCCACGUUGGAAAAUUACGAAUACUACCGCCGUACGAUGACGACGUCUUCCAAAGCACCAUGACCGAGUCUCGUGGACCGCCCAAUAGCUGAGUAUAACAAAGCUAUCUCGCAUUGUCCCGUUAGUUCUUCCUUACUUUACAGAAAAAACACAUUCUUCAUUCUUCAUUAUUCAUCAACAUACACACACACACACACCGCUCUUCAAUGCAUAAUAGUCGUGCAUGAAGACUGUCACAUUCAGGAAUCAAGCAGUUCCGCUGAGCAUGGGAUUUUUCGGCAAAAACGCCAACACUUCAGCUAUUGGUCGAUUGAACAACAACCACGGAUUGAGUGUCAUUGAGGAGAAGCAGGAGAACACCAAGUCAAGAAACUCCAUGAUGAGGCCUGCAAGUCGAGGUACCAGUCGGUCUCGCCCCCCAGGUAACACUGGCUUGAACUCCAAUGGAAUCAGCUUUAACAAUGAUUCGUCAGAUGACGGGAUCGACACCCGCCGUGACACCCAAGUGAAGGUCGUCUCUAUCAACAACGGGACUGGCAACGGUCGUGCGUCCUCGUCAUCUGAUGAGUCACCCAACUCUGGCUGGUCGAACAAGGGCGGGGACAGUUCAGAGAGCGAAUACAGCACCACGAGCACAGGCUCUUCUCUGAGAACCGAGGCGAAAGGCGGAAACAACAACAACAACAACUCGAGCUUCAGCUCAACGCCGGUGGGGAACAUGUCGAGCAACGGGUCGUCGAACAAUAGCUCGUCAAACAACAAUUCAUCGAACAAUAACUCGUCGAACAACAACUCGUCGAACAACAGCUCCUCGAACAACAACUCGUCAUCGAAUAACGGCAACUCAAGCAACAACACAUCGUACGGAGGAAAUGAUAGGAACGCUUCCAGUACAGGCUCCUCGUCACUGGGCUCGUCGAACAACAACAGCUCUGGAAUGGGCGGUCAGAGCAACAAUUCAUCGCUCGGCAUGUCAAACAACACUUCUUCGACUGGUGGCUCGGGCUCAACAGGUUCAUCGUACGGGAGCAGCGGCACGUCGUCGGGUAACAACAUGUCCGCCUCGUCGAACAACAACAACAACAGUUCUUCUUUGGGAGGCUCGAACAAUACCAGCUCCACUCAGGGUUCUUCUAACAGCGGCUCAUCCCUGAGCAGCAACAACAACAACUCGUCCAUGGGCAGCAGCAACAACUCGUCCAUGGGCAGUGGCAACAACAGCUCGUCCAUGGGCAGUGGCAACAGCUCGUCGAUGGGUAGCAGCAACGCCAGCUCGUCGAUGGGCAGUGGCAACAACAACUCGUCGAUGGGUAGCAGCAACAACAACUCGUCGAUGGGUAGCAGCAACAACAACAACUCGUCGAUGGGUAGCAGCAACACCAGCUCGUCCAUGGGCAGUGGCAACAACUCGUCCAUGGGAAACAGCAACAACUCAUCCACGACGAGUUCAAACAGAGCAAACAACAACAACUAUGCGCAAGACAACUCUUACACCGAUUCAUCCUCUGGCUACAACUCUGGUGGCGAGGCUCAACGCUCCAAAUCCUACACACGUGACUUUGGCACUGGAACUGAUGACCUGAAGAAGCGAUCCGGCACUCCAAAGGGUUCUCAGCGCACAGGAACGAAUGGCAGAUCCAACUUGUCCCAUUCAACCGCUGCCAACAACAACAACAACAACAACUCGUCAUAUGGAAACAACAACAACAACAACAGCCACUCUCGCAACGGCAGCAACGCCAGUGGAUACGGUGGCAACAACCAACAACACAACCAGAGUGGCUGGAACGGUGAUGCGAAUCAGUACACUGGCCGAGACAAUGCUCGCGACUCUGGUCACGACUGGAAUCGUGAUGAGCAGAAGGCGUACGACGAGGGUGCGCGCAUUGCUGCCAACGAAAUGAAGCAUAUGGAUAUCAACGAUGAUCGCGAUUUUAAUAACAACAACAACAACCACAGCCGUGGGGGUCGCAACGAUGGAUACGGUCGUAGCAACAACAACAACAACCAAGGCUAUGGCGGUGGUGGCGGUGGUGGCAGAGGCUACAACACUAACAAUUACGGAGGAGGCUACAGCAACAACAACUCCUCCCACGGCCACAACGACCGCGGAUACGGCUACAACAACAACGACCGCGGCUACAGCAACGAUCGCGGAAACGGCCGCUGGAACAAUAACAACAACCACAACAACAACAACCACUACCGCAACGACUCCCGUUCACGAGGCCGCCGUGACAGCCCUCCUCAACAGCAAUCUCGCUUCAACACCGACCGCAAAAUGGACGUCGCUUAUGAAGCCGGCUACGAGGAUGCCAUGAGGAAAGUGAAAGCCGACAUGAUGCGUCAAUUCGGAAGAGAUUACUAGAUGAUGCAUGAUGUAAAAGCAACCGCAUCUUUCCCUUACUACUACCAGCAAACAAGCAUUAUGUCUGUCUGUACCACAAAAGUGUUGAGCACUUUUUGCUGUUAUGACGGAACAACUACGAGUCUUACGCCAUGAAAGAGAGAAAUCGAACAAGCACCAAGAAUACGAGAGAGCGAUCUUACCAAGAUGGAGGAGGAGGAGGAAGAAGAAGCUACUGCUAAUCUAGGACCUCGGAAUCUGACGAGAACCUGGGUUGUUGUCGUGGUUGUUGUCGUUGGUAUUUGGUUUUUCUUGCCUUGUGUACUAGUAUAUACCCAAACCUUUUUUUUUACAAAGCAACCCUUUUUGGGGAGAGAGAUGUCUUAUGUACAAUUAGUUUCCUUUGUUUUUGUCAUUUAAAGAUGGAUGGGAUGGGGUGGGAAGGUUAUGGGAUAUGAGUGAAGAAGAAAGAAGAAUUAUUACUAUCUAUCUUGC